Molecule: messenger RNA, 7809 nt
Organism: Larimichthys crocea (large yellow croaker)
Lineage: Eukaryota; Metazoa; Chordata; Actinopteri; Sciaenidae
Gene: rusc2
Product: RUN and SH3 domain containing 2
Exons: 13
Coding region: 368-5407 (1679 amino acids)
Cellular component (GO): cytoplasmic vesicle
Molecular function (GO): protein binding
Source: RefSeq, a predicted model, not a curated record
AUGACGUGCCUCUCCGGCCCAGCCCAUCGUGUGAUGCACCGCCGCUGUCUGCCCUGCAGUCUCUCACACAGAAAACAAUAUUCCCACACGUCAAGGACUAGCAGCUCGCCAGCCCGGUUAUCUACACCUACAUAUGCUCUGUAUCGGAAACAGACCUACUGCCAACCAACUGCGGCAAGAUGUAUCACUCUGACCACGGUGUUGACUUCCCCGACCUCUCCUUCCAAAUCCCUGGCAGCCCUGCAGAGAUAGGCCCAGCAAACACAAUUUGAAAACAACUUUCAACACAACAGACAUCUACCUUGCCCCUUCACCCACACAGGGCUUCCCUCUGCUUCAGUCCCACCCUCCUUCCUCCUCUUGUACCAUGGACAGCCCUCCUAAGCUGUCAGGUGAAACCCUGAUUGUGCAUCAUAUCCCCCUUGUGCACUGCCAGGUGUCAGGUGGGCGGCAGGGUGGCUGUGGAGCCUCGCUGAAGAGGAGCAAUCCAUUUAGCCCGCCAGAAAACCUGGGCUUGAGUCGUACCACUUCUCUUCCCGAGAGAGACGUCCUUCAGCGAGAGGCUCUUCUCUACAACAGUCUGAUCCAGACUUCUGGGGGUUCCUGGUCCUCCCACAACGGAGGAAGAGAGAGGAAAGGUGGCGGAAGAGGAGGCAGCACUGCAAGCGAUGAUUCAUCAUUCACCUCGAGCAAUUCAGAGGACCAGCUGAUUACAGCUCACACAUUACCCAGAGCCAAACCAAGGAGCAGGAAUCCGUUGCGUCAUAAUCCAUUCCUGUUGAACACCGAAGAUGACGAAGAUGAAGAAGAGGAGGAAGAGGAUGCUGACAAUCUCAGUGGUUACCUAGAAGACUCCUCUUUUCACCUCCAUAGUGACACGAGUGCUCUCGAUGACGGGAUAGCUUCUUUCCACUUACAUGACCUUAGCUUUGCUUCAGAGCCCUUCCUUCUGCACAGUUCAGUGGGUGGAAGCAGUCGGGAGUCCCUGAGGGUUGUGGCCUCGGAUCUUUCCAGCCACCUGGAGGACCUGGAUAUUCUAGGACUGGACACCCAGCGGCGCCACGGUAGCAGUGGUUCCAACAUGUCCAUGGAUUGUGGAGAGCAUGACUGGGGUGAUGAUGAGGAUGAAGAUCAUCCUAUGAGGUGUGGACGAAGCAGCAAGACAGGAUCGUACUCCUCCAGCUCCUCCAUGCAGCACUGCUCGUGCUGUGCACUCUCUCAGAACUACCCUCAGCACUUCCCAGAAGCCUUCCCGGAGCCUUUCUCAGAGUGCCAGCAGGGCUACGGCAGCGACUCUUCUUGCAACAGCUCGGAUGGCGUUCUUGUAAACUUCAGCGCAAUUUACAACAAGAUGAACAAUGGCGUCCCAGAGAAGCCACCAAUCUCUGGGCACACCAACCUCAACAGCUCCGCUGACCACUCCUGUACCUCGUCUGUUUCUGAUCCACCGGGAAACCAGCGAGACUCAACCAGAGGCGCUUUCUAUCUGGACCUUCACACCUCCCCAACUGAACCUCCCUUACUACAGCAACAACCCUCCUGCCUUGGCAGCACCUUCCCUCUCAUCCGCGAACCACACCUUUCCACCUCAUCCACCUGCUCCUGCGCAGUAGAGCACCAGGGGGCUCUUGACCUUGACGCCAACUGCAACUCCUACCACCCUCCACAUUCUGGAUCAUCGGGAGACCUCGCGUCCUGUCUGCAGAGUCAGGCACGCCUGGUUGUCGCCACACAGAACUACUACAAACUGGUCACCUGUGACCUUUCAUCCCAGUCAUCCCCGAGUCCUGCAGGCUCCUCGGUCAACAGCUGCUCCGAUGAGCACAGCAAAGGCAGCCCCACCCCGACACAACCCAGUGAGUACUUCCUGUUCAGGCAGCGAGCUGAUGAAGAGGGCAUGAAAGAAGAAGACGAAGAUGCAGAGCCAUCCAGGCGAGAUGAUGAUGGUGAUGAUGAAGAAGACGAGGACGCCAAGAAGAAGAAGAAUGAGCAGGCAGCUGUCGGGGAUGAAGCUGCUCCUGCUGUGAUUGAAGGCCAGGUGUACGUCAACGUCUCCCCUCCCGUGGGUGGACGGGGUGUCAUCGGAGGUGGGGCAACCUCAGGAAGCCGUCCACGCUCUCGCAGCUACGACCGCAACCUGGACAAGUCUCCAUCUCCUCGUCUCGGAUCUCUGGAGCGUAUGUUGAGCUGCCCCGUCCGGCUCAGCGAGGGCGCCGCCCCGGCCCCGCCUCCGCCUCCACGAGUCACCUCCUUUGCAGAGAUCGCGAGAAGCAAGCGGAGAAACGGAGGCACAGGAGGGUCCCCAUCACUGAAAGCAGCUGCAGACCCUUUCUCCUCCACUUACUCCACCCACUCCCAGUCCUCUGUGGAUUUCUCCCCGAUCCCGGAGCAGCGCGUGGAGGUUGACAACCUGUCACCUGUACCCUUCACCAGAUGUUACAGUCAAGGCAGCAUUGAGCGACACCUGGAAGGGCUGAGGGAGACAAGGGCCAAGGCUGAAGGUGGUCUCUCAAGUUCCUCAGACAGCCGCACGACCGUUGUCCGCUACAGGAAGGACCAACGGCCCACCACCCUCCCCAUCCAGCCCUUCACCUUCCACCACCAGUUCGCCUCCAAGCCCCCGCAGCCCAAGCCUCUGCUGCCCCUGCUAACAGGCUACGCCUCUGGGAUGCAGCCUCGCUCCAGCUCAGGCUCUGGUUCUGAUUCUGGAGGCCCAGUCGGGGAAGACGUUGAAGAUGCAUCUGAAAAUGUGCACAGGUACCAGGGGACUCUGGCUGCAGCAGGCCCUCCUCCUGGCUCAGUUCGACCUUCGCCUCUUGGGAGUUACUCCCCUGUUCGGCUCCAGGGGGCACCCAGCUCUGGAACCUGCUCCACUUGCACCCCAAGUCCUCAGCCACCACACAGCCUCUCCUGCCCACUUUCAGCAGGCCUAGGCCUUCUGCACACCCCACCGACGGGUAAGCAUGGAGGAGGUUCAGUGCCAGUGACGACUACUCCUCCACCUCCAUCCCUGGGGGUGAAGAGAGGGAUUGUGCCACCAAUGCUGCCAGCGCUGCAGGGACACUGUUUCCAUCGUGGAGGUCUGGCCAGUUUACCAGCACUCCAAAGUGACACACUGAGCCCACUGGGCUGUCUGGACUCUGGAAGUGUGGACGGAAGCAAAGGAUCUGGAGCCAGGACACAUAAUGCACACCACCUCUCUCCCCAGGCUCUCAAAUGGAGGGAGUACCGUCGUCGAAACCCUCUGGGAAUGGAGAGAGUCUCAGGGGGGCACACUGGCAGCCUGGAACCCAGAAGGGGUAGCGGCCCACGACCUGCUAGACGGAACGUGUUCGAUUUUCCCUCAGCCCUCUCUGGCCACACACUGGGACGGCUCAAUGUGGGUCAAUCAGCUAAGCUGCAGCACAGCUACAGCGACUUCCUGCCAGACUACUUCUCCCUGACCGAGAAGCCUCCGGAGGAGUUCUGCCUCUCCCCCGACGCUUCAACUUCCUCCUCCUCCUGCUCUUCUUCACACAUCUCUGUGGACCUGACACAGAAGAGAGGUUUGGUGAAAGCCGUGAACACAGCAGUGGAUCUGAUUGUGGCACACUUUGGCACCAGUCGAGACCCAGACGUGAAGGCUAAGCUGGGAAACAGUUGGGUGAGUCCCAACGUGGGUCACCUCAUCCUGAAGUACCUGUGUCCUGCCCUCCGUGAGGUGCUACAGGAUGGUCUGAAGGCCUAUGUGUUGGACUUGAUCAUAGGACAGCGUCGCUGUCAACCCUGGAGCGUGGUGGAGGCCUCGACACAGCUGGGUCCGUCAACACAUGUUCUCCACAGCCUGUUCUCAAAGGUGAGCCAGUACUCUGAGCUCACCAGUCACAGCAUGAGACUCAACGCCUUUAUCUUUGGCCUGCUCAACCUGAAAUCUUUGGAAUUCUGGUUCAGUCACCUCUACACACAUGAAGAUAUUAUAGCAGCACAUUACAACCCCUGGGGUUUCCUUCCCCUGUCACAGGGGGCGUGCCAGCCACUCUUUGAGGAGCUCCUCCUCCUACUGCAGCCACUGUCGCUCCUCCCCUUUGACCUGGAUCUGCUCUUUGAACCACACCUACUCCAAAAGGGCAAGGAGCACCUCCGUCGUAAGGAGCAGCUGUGCUCCGCAGGCCAGAGUGUGGACCAGUCGACUCGUUCCACCUUCCAGCUAAUGAGAGGAUGGAGCACCACUGUAAGCGAAAUGGUCAGAGACUCAAGUUCAGAGGUAAAGAAAGACAGGGCGGUGCUGAGACGAGAGGGAACAUGGCCAAGGAUGGAAGGUGUCGGGUCAAGAAGAGAGGGAACGGGAUUGAAUCCAAGAUUGAAGAAAGAGGGGGCAACAACGGAGAGCAUGACUGCCAGGCCUGCUAGCAGACAGACAAUGAUGGAAGUAGGGUUCGCCAAUCUCUGGAAAGAGAGGGGGAUGAGUGGGCAGAGAGUGAAAGGUGUAGGACAAGAGAGCCAAGGAGAAGGUGAGGAUGGACACGAGAAGGACAUGAGGAAAGAAAAAGAGAGGGAUAUGGCAGAGGAGGGGCGUCAGCGGCAAGAGAGACAGGCAGGUUGGUGGUACCAACUCAUGCAGUCCUCCCAGGUUUACAUUGACCAAUCUACAGCGGGGGCAAAGUUUGUUAAGACUGAAAAGAGGAAGAAGUCAUCAGAGAGGCGACGUGGCCAGCUACCGCCAACCAGGGAGGGAGUGGUGGAGGGGGCCGAGUCAAGCCAAGAAGGGGAGGGGUACAGGAGCAGGAAAAGCAGCAGCAGCUCUAGCAGGGAGUCAGCUGGAUCCAGGGGAAGGCCAUCAUGGAUGGGCAGCCCACCAGAGUCCAUUGUCAGCCAGGAGAAAGAGAUCAAACCUCCUAAGGUAGCAGGUACAGGAGCCCAGGUAGCAGCCCAAGUGGAAAGCCCCUCUCAGGGACAAAGUCUGCGCUGGAGCAGGCUCUUUGGAUCUAGUGUUGGUUCUCCUUCAAGGGGGGAGGGAGCUGAACAAAGGACAAAAGCUCCAACGACAAGGCCACCAUCAGGUUGGCUUUCUCUGGAUAGGUCUGUUCUUGACCUUGUAGCUCAGACUAUUGGAGCAGGGAGUGGGAAGAAGGCAGAGCCUCCAGUCACUCCCACUCACACCCAAACUACACCUCCACCGAGGUCAACCCAACCAACUGAAAUCAAACAAGUGUCUCCAUGUGAAGUACGAGCAUUGUGCCACCACAUAGCCACCGAGCCCGGCCAGCUGAGCUUCAACAAGGGUGAUACCCUAAGAGUCCUGAGCAAGGCCGAUCCAGACUGGCUGCUGUGCUCGCUGGGCUCCACACAGGGCUUGGUUCCCAUCAUCUAUGUGACCCUCAAAAACAUGGAUGAAAGCCAGGAUGCCACUGGACUCGGACAGUGCUGAGCCAAAACUUCUCUAAGCGGAGUUCAUGCGAGAUGAAGGCAAACUGCUUUGAAGACACACAAGACUGCCACAUAACUACUGAAAACAAAAAACUGUUGAGAUAACAUUGGGGACAAUUCCCAAAAAAACAAAACAAACAAAUAAAAAAAAACAUGGUAGAAAAUAUGAUCAUAAAGACGAUGUACACACACAUGCGAGGGAAGCAUGCAGGCUUGAACACAAACUCACAUCCACUUCAAGGGUACAUCCAGACAAGUAUGCAUGCAUACAUCCAAAAACCAAAAGACCAGACAAGAAACAAACCCAAAGACACUCCAACGGGCUUCUCUCUCUGCGUGAAGCUGUGCUACUAGCUUAACUAUGUGACUGUCCAGUCUAUAUAUCAUCCAUCUCUACUUCCAAGAAAACAAAGAGGCUAUUCACAGAUGGGAGACUUCACAAUAUAAUAUAUACUAUACCUAGCUGCACUUGGCUGUACUGUCUAUAUGUUCACCUAGCUGUGCCACACUUUGAACACAGCGGUUAAUUAUUUCCCCCCCAGUCGAACGCCGGAGUAGGUUUGAUGUCCUGUUGCUUACUUGGUGGCGAUUGAUUUUUUUUUAUUCAUGUAUAAACCGGUGAAUCCUUGCUUUUUUUUUUUGGUGAGAUGUAAGGUGGUUGAUGUAAAAGCAAAAAGCUGUCCACUCCAGUUGCAGAGGGUGUGAUUCAGCUUGUUGUCAUUAGAAGUGUAGAAAACCACACAGGAGUGUGUUUAGACGGCUGUUCAACCCAAGUGAAAAGCAAAGGGGAUAUUUCAUAGCCUUUUCCCCCCCUCUCCCUUCCCUCACAAGACCUGCCACAGCUGGGAUGAACUGACUUUGUUUAACUGCAUGUAAUCUUUGCCAAAAUGUUGUCUUUUCCUCCUACAACCCUGUAUCACACGUGUUCCUGCAGUAUCCUGCCUCCCUCACCUAUCCCAACCACCCCCAAAACCUCCCAUCAAAAAGACACCUCACGGCUUCUGAGGAGGACACACCCAAGCGCUGUACAUGUGCAUUUUGAUCUACUGGUACAUAAUGUAAAUGCAUAUAUGACUUACACAUGUGGUGAGUUCUAUUUAUUUAUUGACCAGUCCAAUUAGCUGAGGGAAGCAUCUAAAAUGGACGGUUUCAGAAAAUAAGGAAGGAUGUCCAAUGAAAGCAAAGCCGAGCUGUGGAGAUGUGUGGAGGCCUUUUUGAAUGUGUUGGGGAUCCAGCCUGGAAACUCUUAGCUAACAAAAUGAUUGCUAAUUAGUUGGAUGUGUUGCCUUUAGAGAGAGGUAACCGAUCUUAGUUAUGCCUUAUAGUGCUCGAGGUAAAAAGGGAGAAUUGCCCUGUUAGACACUUAAAGGCUGGCAUUAUAUUUUGUAUAUGCUAUAACGUGUCUAACCUGAUGUCUCCCACAGAUUUAUGUCUACAGAGAUUCUUGUUGACUUCUGCGACAAGUAUUGCGCAGAUAUAGAGAUGAUAUAGAGGUGAUAUUUUUUGAUGCUUAAAGGAAAAACCCCAACACAUUUUGUCAUGGUUGCUAUGUACAUGCUACCUGUCACGCCCAGGUGUCAAACGUGGCCUUAGGAUCAAAAUGAGUUGACAAAUAACUAAAAUUAUUGCCAUAGCCCAAAUAUUACACGUUAUAAAAUCAGUGUACAUUUAUUAAAUAAAUGAAUGAUUGUGUAGUUUUUGAAAAACUUACAUAGGAUGUAAUUUUUUUCGUUGCAUUAUUGUACAGUCUGUACAGUCCUUUUGAUUUCAGCGUAAACAAUUUUCAUUGAAUUGUAAAUAUAUUUAAAUCCUUCAAUUGUUAAGUUUUGCCAUAGAGUUAUACGUAUGAAUGUUAUUGCUGGUUUAUUAAUUAUGUUUAAUACAGGAAGCAGGUAUAAGCUUUAGUUUCAGUGCUAACAACCAUGAUGACAGUUGGCCGUGGUAGUGCGAGGUAUAAUAAAGGAGUUAUUAUAUUAUUAAGGGUCAUUUUCAGUCCUCCAGGCAGUUUGCUGUUCAUUGGCAUCCUGUUCACAUGUGGCAGACAGAAACAAACACAUAGUAGUGAUGAAAGCAGAGAGACGUGGAGGCUCAGGGCUAAGAGGCAAAGACAGAUUCCGUUUUAAUUUGCCGUUUGAUUAAAGUCGUGCUGCUUUAAAAUGCUACACAUGUAGGAGUGACAUAAAAGAGAGAGAGAAAGAAGCUGUGUGCCUUCUUUCUUUCUUUCUUUGUCUCUGUUCUGUUUUUAUCUGCUUUCUCUCUCCCUGGCUGCCUCCUCCUGCCUGUAAAUACCUUCCGCAUCAGCGACACUGCUCUUCUCUCUGUGUCCACGCUAUAUGAUGUAUAAGUAUGACAUUAUCAAACUACUAUGGAUGUUAAAUAACAAAGUGCUCAUGUGAUCACAAA